Messenger RNA from Hemisphaericaspora subhashii, 1107 nucleotides. RefSeq names its product Ife2p (gene IFE2). The record is from RefSeq and is a predicted model, not a curated record. The transcript has a single exon. Bases 1 to 1107 code for a protein of 368 amino acids. Gene Ontology annotation, biological process: butanediol biosynthetic process. Gene Ontology annotation, molecular function: zinc ion binding; (R,R)-butanediol dehydrogenase activity. Gene Ontology annotation, cellular component: cytoplasm. Lineage: Eukaryota; Fungi; Ascomycota; Pichiomycetes; Serinales; Debaryomycetaceae.
AUGCAAGCAAUUGAAUAUCACGGAAAUCAAACCAUCAAAUACGUCAACGAUCGUAAAGAACCCACAAUCACUCAUCCUCAUGACGUCAAAAUAAAAAUCAAAUAUUCCGGAAUUUGUGGAUCAGACCUUCAUGAAUUCGUAGAGGGCCCCGAAAUAUUCAAAAAAUCCCAUACUCAUCCUGAAGGACAAGUAAUGGGUCACGAAUUCCUGGGAGAGAUUGUCGACAUGGGGCCAGAAGUAUCUAAUCUCAAACUUGGCCAACAUGUCGUCGUAGAAGCUAAUGGCACCUGUAGAGACCGGCCCGACAUUGAAGGCGAAUGUGAUGCCUGUUCUCAAGGAUUAUAUAAUUGUUGUGAAAAUCUUACCUUUUAUGGUCUUGGGUUUAGAGAUGGUGGAAUGGCGGAGUAUUGUGUGGUGAAGGAUAAUCAUGUUGUUCCUUAUCCUAAUGAGAUUAUUCCUGACGAUGUUGCUGCUUUGAUUGAACCUUUGGCGGUUGGUUGGCAUGGGGUUACCACUUCAGAUAUCGUUGAUGAACCUAAUAAAGAUACUUGUGCUUUGAUUAUUGGUGGGGGGACAAUUGGAUUAAGUACCGUUUUUGCAUUACGUAGUCAUGGAAUUAAGAAUAUUGUAUUGACAGAACCUAGUGAAACUAGAAGAGAUCUUGCUUCAAAACUUGGUGUUAAGGUGUUUGAUCCAUCUCCAUUCAAGGAUGUUGAGUCAACAGCUCAAGAAUUGAGAAAAUUAAGUCAUGAUGAUGCCGGAUUUGAUCGAGUUUAUGAUUGUGCAGGGACUAGAGAAACUUUUAGGACUAUGUUGUCAAGUUUGAAAACUGGAGGAGUUGCAACUGAUAUUGCCCAUCGUGCUCAUACCAAUUUCAAUGUUUGUCCAGUUCAUUCAAUGGCACAUGAGUAUACUUUAAUCGGUAGUCAAUCUUAUAGAAGAGAAGAUUUAGAUUCGGUGUUGAAUGCCUUUAAAUCGGGUGAGUAUGAUCCUAGAGAAAUUCAAAUGUUGAUUACUGAGAAGAAAAAGUUACUGGAUGCCGUUGACACAUUUGCCGAAUUAUCAGCUAAUAAAGAUGCUAAUGUCCUGGUAUUGUUACAACCAUAG